CGCAGCCGGCGGCGGCGUCCGUCCGUACUGCAGAGCCGCUGCCCCAGAGUCGUUUUAAAGGGCCCGCGCGCCGCCGCCCCCUCGGCCCGCCAUGCUGCUACCCGUGCCGCUGCUGCUCGGUCUCCUUGGCUUGGCCGCCGCUGAGCCCGCUGUGUACUUCAAGGAGCAGUUUUUGGACGGAGACUCCUGGACCAACCGCUGGAUCGAAUCCAAACACAAGUCCGAUUUCGGCAAAUUCCUUCUGAGUUCCGGCAAGUUCUACGGGGACCAGGAGAAGGAUAAAGGUCUACAGACGAGUCAGGAUGCCCGCUUUUAUGCCUUGUCGGCCAGAUUCGAACCUUUCAGCAAUAAGGGCCAGACGCUGGUGGUACAGUUCACGGUGAAGCACGAGCAGAACAUUGACUGUGGGGGUGGUUAUGUGAAGCUGUUUCCUGAUAACUUGGACCAGACUGACAUGCACGGUGACUCAGAAUACAACAUCAUGUUCGGUCCAGACAUAUGUGGUCCUGGCACCAAGAAGGUUCAUGUCAUUUUCAACUACAAGGGCAAGAAUGUGCUGAUCAACAAGGACAUCCGGUGUAAGGAUGAUGAAUUCACACACCUGUACACGCUGAUUGUGCGACCUGAUAACACAUACGAAGUGAAGAUUGACAAUAGUCAAGUGGAGUCAGGCUCCUUGGAGGAUGAUUGGGACUUCCUGCCUCCCAAGAAGAUAAAGGAUCCCAAUGCUGCCAAGCCAGAUGACUGGGAUGAACGAGCUAAGAUUGAUGACCCCACGGACUCCAAGCCAGAGGACUGGGAUAAGCCCGAGCACAUCCCUGACCCUGAUGCCAAGAAGCCUGAGGACUGGGAUGAAGAGAUGGAUGGGGAAUGGGAACCACCAGUGAUUCAGAACCCUGAAUACAAGGGCGAGUGGAAGCCACGACAAAUUGACAAUCCGGAUUACAAGGGCACCUGGAUCCACCCAGAAGUCGACAACCCUGAGUACUCCCCAGAUGCCAACAUCUAUGCCUAUGAUAACUUUGCUGUUCUGGGCCUAGAUCUCUGGCAGGUCAAAUCUGGCACCAUCUUCGACAACUUUCUCAUCACCAACGAUGAGGCAUACGCAGAAGAGUUCGGCAACGAGACGUGGGGCGUCACGAAGGCUGCAGAGAAGAAGAUGAAGGACAAACAGGAUGAGGAACAGAGACUUAAGGAAGAAGAAGAGGACAAGAAGCGCAAGGAGGAGGAAGAAGCGGAAGACAAGGACGAAGAGGAGGACAAAGAUGAGGAUGAAGAGGAUGAGGAGGACAAGGAAGAGGAGGAAGAGGAAGAUGCUGCUGGCCAGGCCAAGGAUGAGCUGUAGAGGCCAUGCCGCCCCUCCUCCAGGGCUGGACUGAG
Molecule: messenger RNA, 1380 nt
Organism: Fukomys damarensis (Damara mole-rat)
Lineage: Eukaryota; Metazoa; Chordata; Mammalia; Rodentia; Bathyergidae
Gene: Calr
Product: calreticulin
Exons: 9
Coding region: 92-1345 (417 amino acids)
Biological process (GO): protein folding
Cellular component (GO): endoplasmic reticulum membrane; endoplasmic reticulum
Molecular function (GO): calcium ion binding
Source: RefSeq, a predicted model, not a curated record